AUGUCUCGACGCACGACGGCCGGGGAGAGCCCCGAGUCGAAGCCGACAGCAUCACCGACAGAUAGUGACGAGACGCCUAAAGAUUGUGAAUCAGGGUCGAAACUCGAGCCCACCCAGACCAAUGGCACGCAGGCCAGGAAACACGCCACCUUCCGUCGCCGGGUGACAAUGUUAUCGCUCUUUAUGAUUCUCUUCCUCGCGGCUCUGGAUACCACUAUUGUAUCAACCGCACUGCCGACUAUAGCCUCAACUCUCGGUGCCAACACAGCGCAGUAUGCCUGGGUCGGCAGUUCGUAUACACUGGCAUCGACAUCUUCGACGCCCAUCUGGGCCAAGCUGUCCGAUGUGGCCGGGCGGAAGUUGGCUCUAAUUACCGCCAACUGCCUGUUCCUGGCCGGCGACGUUGUCGCAGCACUCGCACAAUCUACAGACAUGCUGAUCGCAGCAAGGGCUCUGCAAGGCGCAGGAGGCGGUGGCAUCAUGGUGCUGAUUACCAUCAUCAUCGGCGACUUGUUUGUGAUUGAGGAACGGGCCAAGUACUAUGGGUUGACGGGUGUGGUGUUUGCCAUCGCAAGCUCCACCGGGCCGAUCCUGGGCGGUGUUUUCACACAAAGUGUCGGCUGGAGAUGGUGUUUUUGGAUCCAACUGCCCAUUGGCUUUGCAUCGUUGAUGGUCAUCAUAUUUACUCUUCAGGUGGAGGCUCCGCAGGUCGCGCUGUGGACAGCCCUCCGGUCACUCGAUUGGACCGGCCUGGCUUUGAUCGUUGGCGGUGUCAUUAGUUUUCUCUAUGGCCUGGAAAGUGGCGGUGGCGGCCUUCUGCCGUGGAGCAAUGCGAAGGUGGUCGCACCUAUAGUCGUCGGCUUGGUGGUUUUGCUAAUGUUUUGCGCAUGGGAGGUCAAAUUCGCAAAGCAACCUCUUAUCCCGCCACGCAUCUUUUCCUCAGCAACCAACGUCGCUGCUUUCACGCUCCAGUGCCUCCACAGCUUUGUCUUCAUUUCGUACGAUUACUUCUUGCCCCUCUAUUUCCAGGCUGUCUUACGCUUCACGCCGGUCAUAUCUGGCGUCUCCCUGCUCGCCCUGGUCGUGCCCCUGUCAUGUAUGACGAUUUUCGCUGGCAUUUUCAUCAGGCGCACCGGAAAUUUUCUCUACGUCAUCUGGUUCGGCACGACCUUGAUGACACUAGGCACUGGUCUGCUCAUCGCUUUGGGCUCCUCAAAGAGUUGGGCUGAGAUUAUAUGCUACGAGAUCAUCAUCGGCAUCGGGACCGGCCCGCUGUUCCAAGCCCCAAUGAUCGCCCUGCAGUCUCACAUCCAGCAAGAGGAUAUGUCACCUGCCAUGUCCGCAUUGUCAUUUACGCGAAACCUCUUUUCUACCAUAUCCAUCAUUGUCGGAAGCAUUCUCAUUCAGAGCAGGUUGGGCACGAGCUCUCUCACGUCGUAUGCAUCUUCCGUUAUGCACGGUAAUGAGGGAACUUCGACUUCCACUGCCGCUUACGUUAACGCGUUGCAUCUAAUGUGGGCAUUUUAUACUGGGGCGUACAGUCGUGUUACCUCGUCCCUGGCUGCAUGCGAAUAUCAAGAGAAACUAACGACACCGGCAACUUCUGCUGCUAUUUUUCUCAGCAUCCCUCUCUGA
Neoarthrinium moseri is the source of this 1635-nucleotide messenger RNA. RefSeq lists its product as uncharacterized. Gene Ontology annotation, biological process: transmembrane transport. The record is from RefSeq and is a predicted model, not a curated record. Gene Ontology annotation, molecular function: transmembrane transporter activity. The transcript has 3 exons. The coding region runs from base 1 to 1635 and encodes 544 amino acids. NCBI's taxonomy places the organism in Eukaryota, Fungi, Ascomycota, Sordariomycetes, Amphisphaeriales, Apiosporaceae.